This is a messenger RNA of Melampsora larici-populina 98AG31, 2049 nucleotides long. RefSeq lists its product as uncharacterized. The coding region runs from base 1 to 2049 and encodes 682 amino acids. The record is from RefSeq and is a predicted model, not a curated record. The transcript is spliced from 6 exons. Lineage: Eukaryota; Fungi; Basidiomycota; Pucciniomycetes; Pucciniales; Melampsoraceae.
AUGUCUAAUCCCACGGUGGUUUCUAAAUCAGUCACUCAAACUUUGCAAAUCUGUGAAUAUAUAAACUCGUUAGAUAAUUAUUCACCAAUGAAAUUUAUAGCCACCUUUCUAUCGUCAAAUCAUGAAGACCUAGUAUAUCGGCGUUGUCUGAUAAAAGCCGGCCUAGGUACGCAACAAACAAAGUCCAUUUUCAAGAAUCUUGCACGGUUGACUUUGGCCAGUGACGCCGGCGAGAGUGAAUGGCACAAAUGGAUUUUGGAUGAGGCGUCGGCUAUUGUUAAUGCCCAGGAACUCCCGCGAGGUCAUUUCCCCGCUGGUGCCUAUGUCAGCUCAAGCCAUAUCAAUCCUGACCACUUCAGCGAAAGCGCCGAAGCUGCCCGCGCAAGACAAGUCCGAACGGGGAUGCCUUUCCUGCAUUCCCUAAUUCAGCGCAAGGUAUCUCUUGGAAUGAAGAAGAAAGACCUUACCGCAUAUCAGGAUGAUGAAACAUCUGAUUCUCCUCCGUUGGCCCCUGAGCUUCCUCGCGCUGGUAUGGCUGUCAAGCCUGGAAGCACGGAGAUUGAAGGAGCUCUUGAUGACGAAAGUGUGCUCGCGAUGGAAAAUCUAGUCUAUGUCAAGUCGACCCCUGCUGAGCAAAGUGCCCACAAAGUAGAAACAGUCAGUCGGCCUCAAAGUAGGGAUAAUCCGUCUGUAUCACGAGGGCACGCUUACUCAUGUCUUACGAAUGCCACUUUGCUAUUACCUUUGUUAUGCUACGAUAACAUUGACAUCCAUUUACGAAUACACAACACACGCAUCGACACCUCCUCCCGCUUGUUCCAUGGAACGUGGGGUUUCUUCAAGGUUAUUGAGGCUUGUGUGAUCGCGCAAAGCCAGGACGAGGCAGUGAGCCUCGCUACCUUCUUGCAAUCCAUGGCAUCGGCCCAACAAAAGGCAGUCGAGAUGUCUGCAUUUUCGCCCUCCCCAGCGCAGAGCGACCAUUGGGUUUCAGUUAUCAAAUUGCAACUGGCCAAAGCAUUUACGGAUUAUGUUGAGCACUUACCUGGUGCACCUCCCCGCGAACUCCUUCCACGGCUGGACACCAAACCACCGGCCAUUGACCGCAUUGCCAUGCACAAGGCGAAUGUGCAUUUCCUCCGUAUGAUGAAUGCCCCAGAUAAUUCUGCUGAUGGCAUCUCGCGGGUGUUGGACGAAAUCAAGGCCCAGAUCAACAUGGACGCUGACAGCCUCGCGCGGAACCUGCUAGUCGCAGGCGGAGACGUAGGUUCAAACCUCCUUCUCGAGAGCCUGCGCACAAAGAGAUAUCCGGCGAUUGAUGACGUCGAGGGUUUGCAAUGGGUCCUAUCCGUGUUCGGAGGGGCCCACACAACAUGGAAUGUAGCUAAAACGUUAUGGGGUCUACACUGGGGGUGCUCCGACAAAGGCGAAGAUACCGGGGUUUGGCGAUCCGUGUUUUCAUUAGGAGGUGAUCAUAAGAAGCCGGUGGCCGCUCAAGACUUCAACUUGAUCAUGCGGUCCGUACAACAGGUAGAUCCCUCGAAAAUUACUUACGACGCUGUCCACGGAGCCAGACAGGUCAUUGGGUCGAUGGGCGAAAUAGAUCUUUCGCAAGAGGCCAAUGUGAAGAAGGUACUUGACGAGGCCUGGACUCAAUACUUUGAUGCGACGGCGAUCAAGGAGGGACAUGGCACCAAUAUUGAACGUCUCACUUAUCGAUUGUCAAACAACAUCCCUCUGUUACGCAGGCUCAUGCAACUACUCAAAGCCCUCGCAGGGCACAAGGUCAUAUACCAGCCUAACCUAUGCACCAUUACACCAGCUUCCAUGAAACUAUUCCUACAAUACGCGGAAGAGUGUUUAGUGGAGAAAAGCGGUGCCCGGCCUCUAGCCCAGGUGGCCAACUCGUGGACGGCGGGUCAACGCAAGAUGAUUAAGUUACUUAGAGAUGAUAGAGACUCGGGUCGAUCAUCUCGUUUCCGGUGGGGCUCGCCUGACCUUUUGGAUUCUGGGCGAGAUGAGAACGAAGAAAAUAAUAUGGAGGAUUGGUAA